AUGACAAUGCGCCCACCAGCAGCAGCAGCAGCAGUAGCAGUACCGCACUCCCCAAUCUCCACACCAACCCUGUACACGUCGUCAGACGUAAAAUGCAACGCCGCCCUCUCCACAGCCCUCAUACACCUCGUCAACCACGCCUUCUCCACCUCGCACAGCAGCACCGCAGGCUCAACCGCAAAAUGGGACCUGGGCAUCCCGCGGUUCGCCGAUACGCGCGAACUACAUGCUAUGCUCAGCGACGAGCGCAGCGUGGUAGCUGUGCUGUUUGACGACGGAGAUGCAGAACCACAUGGUAGCGGUAACGGUAGCGGUAAUACUAGAGAGGAUAGUAGUCUCAGUCCGCGCAAACCCAUCGCCUGUGCCGCAGCCGUCCCCUGGACCGGCGGAUGGCGGCGCCCAGCAACAUCGUCAUCAUCAUCAUCAUCACCACCCGAGCGCGGCUGGGAACUCAAAACCGUCUGCGUACUCGCCGAACCAGCAUACACGCGCCGCGGCCUCGCAGUGCAGCUCCUAGCAUGUCUGGAAACGCAUCUUGUAGCUGUGGAACGCGCGGCUGGAGGGGAAAUACGUACUAUCCAGAAGCAGCAGCAGCAGCAGCAGCAGAGGAGUAAGGGGGAGAAGGAGGAUGAGGACGAGGAGGGUAUUGUGGCGCUGUGGAUCCAGGCAGUCGAGUGUCUUAAUGGAGUGUAUUGGCGGAAACGCGGGUUUCGAGAUAUCAGGCGUAGUGUUGAGGGAGCGGGGACGUGGGGGUGUGAGGAAGGGGCGUUUGAGAUUGUUGUGUUGAGGAGGGAUGUGCGGUUUACGGUGGAUGGGGAGGGAGAGAGAGAGAGAGAGAGAGAGCAUAGGGCGUGA
This is a messenger RNA of Exserohilum turcica Et28A, 855 nucleotides long. RefSeq lists its product as uncharacterized. The transcript has a single exon. Bases 1 to 855 code for a protein of 284 amino acids. NCBI's taxonomy places the organism in Eukaryota, Fungi, Ascomycota, Dothideomycetes, Pleosporales, Pleosporaceae. The record is from RefSeq and is a predicted model, not a curated record.